UGAACGAGUAUUUCUUGACCCAUUCUUACUGCGUUGGCUAUGCUCCCACCAACAAGGACGCUGAGCUUUUCGCCAUUGUUCACAAAAUGAUGGACUCUCAGAAGUACCCUCACCUGGCCCGUUGGUUCAAGCACAUGUGCUCUUUCCCCAACAAGGCUGCUUUCCCUGUGGUUGAGGAGGAGUUCGUUUUCGAGACUGCCCCUGCUGCCGCCCCCGCCGCCCCCGCUGCUGCUGAGAAGAAGGAGGAGGAAGAGGAAGAGGAGGAAGAGGAUCUGUUCGGAGAUGACGACGACGAGGAGGACGAGGAGGCCGCUGCUGCCAUGGAGGCGAAGCUGCGCGCUGAGGCUGAGAAGAAGAAGGCCGCGAAGGAGGCGAACAAGAAGGUGGAGAAGUCUCUGCUGGUGAUCAACAUCAAGCCCUACGACGAGGAGACGGAUCUGAAGGCUCUGUUCGAGAAGAUCCGCGCCACCGAGGUCAAGGGAUGCAAGUGGAGCGAGACCUGCAACAUCGAGCCUCUGGCCUAUGGACUGUGCUUCCUGCAGAUUUCCUGCGUGAUUGAGGAUGAUGUCUGCUCUGAGGAUGAUGUCAUCGAUGCCAUUAUGCAGUUCGAGAACGACGUGCAGUCCACUGAGACCGCUUCGUUCAACAAGAUUUCUUAAGUUAAGUGGUUGAACUAUAUUUCUGCCUGUUUGUUUGCACAUUUUAUUUGAUGGUGCGUUGUGGUCAAUUAGUGGUGGGUCCGGCUGGCUCUGGGAAGUCCACCUAUUGUAAUGCUAUCAAGGAACUCUGUGCUGAUCAGCAUCGGCGUGCCUACCUCAUCAACCUCGAUCCUGCAGCAGAGGAUUUACCGUACGAGUUUUGGGAAAUAGACAUUCGUGACCUAAUCUCGCUUGAUGAUGCUGUGGACGAAAUGAAACUUGGUCCUAACGGUGGCCUUGUGUUUUGCGUCGAAUAUCUAAGUCAAAAUAUGGAGUGGCUGGAAGAUGAGCUUUCUCAAUUCGAUGAGGAUGGUUAUUUUAUCUUCGACAGUCCGGGACAAAUCGAAUUGUUUACUCACUUUAGCUUCUUUGGUGAUAUUACAAAGCGCCUUGUAGACUUCGGCUUUCACCUAAUUUCUGUUUAUCUCAUGGAUUGUCCAUUCAUUUCUGACGAGUCGAAGUAUAUCUCAGGCAGUCUGAUGGCUCUCUCCGCAAUGCUGCAACUCGGCCUUCCUCACUUAAACAUUUUGACCAAAUGCGACCUUGUUUCGCAGGACACACUGGAUAAAUUCCGCUUUCCCGACGGAGAUGCGUUGAUUGACCGUUUACAAAGAAAAGAAGGAAAAACACCGUUUACAAGACUAAACGAUGCGAUCAGUUCUCUGUUGGAUGAUUUCGGCAUGGUUUCCUAUCUGGAAUUUAGUAUUCGGAACGAGGAUAUGAUGAACGCGGUGUUACUGGAGACAGAUACCUUGUUGCAGUAUGGAGAAGAUUUGGACAAUGAGGACAAACUGCCAGAAGAAGACUUUGAGACUGUGGACUAG
Messenger RNA from Blastocystis hominis, 1522 nucleotides. RefSeq lists its product as hypothetical. Lineage: Eukaryota; Bigyra; Opalinata; Blastocystidae. Bases 710 to 1522 code for a protein of 270 amino acids. The record is from RefSeq and is a predicted model, not a curated record. Gene Ontology annotation, molecular function: GTPase activity. The transcript is spliced from 8 exons.